UAUGAGUUAAGAAAUAUAUGUAAGCGAUGAUGGUAAAAUAAAAUUAUUAAAUGGUGCAGAAUAAGGGAUGAGAUUAGUAAAUUCUAAUACCAGACAAGUUAUAACAUAAGUAUUUAUUCUAAUUUCUAAAUAUAGUCACCAAUAAUUGAAUUUUCAUAAUAAUAAAUCAGGACUUAAGAUGAAGCACCUAUUCUUUAAACAUAAUAAGUUCUUCCCCCCAGAAUUUCAAGCCAAAAAGUUUUAAGAUAAAAUAUUUCAAUUCCACAAGUCUCAUAUCCUGGUACUUACAGUGUUUAAUAAAAUUGCCAAUAAGCUCCUCCACUUUGUAUGAAUAUUGUAGUUGUUUCAAAAGAAGAAAUAGAAACACCUUGGAGAUUAGAAUGUGAAUAUCUUUAGUCAAUUAUUGCUGAUUUAGAAAGAAGAAAGGAAGCCAAAGUUGUUGAAAAAGAAGUAGUUAAAGUCGUUACAGAUAAUACAAGAAUUGAAUAAUUAGAAUCUCAAUUACAAUAAUUACGUAGAGAGAAUGAUUAACUUAAAAAUUAAAUGAUGUAAAUGAGAAAUAACUAUGAAUAAUAAUUGGAUUCCUUAAGAGGAGACAUUACAUUACAUAGUGCCAAUGCUGCAGAUGCUGCUUCAUUAUAAGCUGAAUUCUUUGCCAUGAGAACUUAAUUGGAAGACUAGAUUGCAGGAUUAAGAAGAUAAAUAUCUGAUCUAGAACUUUAAUUAAGUUAAUCAUAAUAAGAAAAUGAUAGGCUUAAAUAAUUACUUUAAAAUAGAGAUGGUGAAAUUCAAUAAUUAAGAUUACAAUUAUCAAAAUUACAAACAAGUGCUCAAGAUACAAGUCAAUUAAGAGAUUUAGAAAAUCAAUUGAGAUUAUCUAAGGAUGAUAAUUCAAGACUUGAAAGAUUAUUAUAAUAAGCUAAUUAAGAUAUUUAGAAUUGGAAAAACAAAUAUACACUUAUUGAAUAAGAAUCUUAUACCAAAAAUAAUGAAUUAAUUAUGUAAAUAAGAGAUUAUGAAGUAAUAAACUUUAUUAUUUUAGAAUAAAUUAGCUUUAAUAUCUACUGAUAUUGAAAGGUUGCAAAUUCAAAUCAGAAAUAAAGAUGCUGAAUUAAAUGAAUGGAAAUUGAGAUAUACUGAAUUAGAAUCUUAAGGAACUACAGUUAUUUAAGAGAAAGUCACUUAUCUAUCUGAGGAAGUUGAAGUUUGGAAGUAGAAGUUCAUUAAAACCAACCAUGAAUACAAUAAGUGUUAGGAAGAAUUGACUAUGUGUUAAGCAGAAUUAGAAUCUCUUAAGAAGAGUGGAUCAAGGAAAGUAAAUUUAAUAUUGAAAUUUAGGAAGUUGUUGUAACUCAAAGAACUGUAACAUCAAGGGCAGGCAAUACUUUAACAGUUACUGGGCCUACUGGAUCAUAAUCUUAAAUUAAAAGAACUAGUUAAUAGGAAUGAU
This is a messenger RNA of Paramecium pentaurelia, 1450 nucleotides long. Lineage: Eukaryota; Ciliophora; Oligohymenophorea; Peniculida; Parameciidae. The record is from the annotation of a GenBank genome assembly.